AUGUUCGUUACUGAGCCUCUGACCGCGUCAUUGGCCGGCGUGUUACGGGAGAAAGAUGAUCAGGAGAGGGCCAGUGGUGUCGGCGGUCGAUCAAGCCGAUUUGUAGUUGAGGAUCCUAAUGGUUCGAGAAGCAGGCGAGACAUCGACAUGGAUGAGCUUGAAAUUCAAAAGGGACUACUUCAAAUUGGCAAAGGCCUGGAGUUCUUGCACGAGUCUGCCGGCUUGGUUCAUGGUAACCUUACGCCCGAUGCCAUCUAUAUCAACUCCAAAUCUGAUUGGAAAAUAUCUGGCCUUGCAUUUGCUGGGCCAACUGAUCCCCAAACGACGUCUCCGUUACCUCCGCUUGCGCUCUCUGAAAUUCUAUAUUAUGACAAUCAGCUUCCCUAUUCGGUCCAGCUGGAUUUGGACUACUCCUCACCGGAUUUCGUCCUUGACUCCAACGUUUCUGCUGCAGCCGAUCUAUUCUCCCUUGGACUAAUUAUAAUUGCUCUGUACAAUUCACCACAUACCUCCCCUAUCCAAUCCCACCAUACUAUCAACACGUACAAGAAACUCUUAUCGUCUUCCUCGACCAUCCCUUCUCAGAGCAACUCAUUCCAGUGCUCUCGACCAAUUCCAAGAAGUCUUCUGACUGAGGUCCUUCCAAGAUUAAUAACGAGAAGGCCGGCACAACGUAUGAAUGCCCGUGAAUUUCAACAGGCGCAAUAUUUUGAUAAUGUUCUUGUGUCUACCAUCCGAUUCCUGGAGUCGUUUCCUGCCAAAACACCAAAUGAGAAAUCCCAGUUUAUGCGGGGUCUCGAGCGUGUUCUACCGGAAUUUCCUAGUUCUGUCCUGGAAAAAAAAGUACUCCCAGCGUUGCUAGAUGAAGCGAAAGAUCGUGAGCUUUUGCCACUUAUCCUGCAAAAUGUUUUCAAAAUUAUCAACAAACUUCCGUCCGGACGCCGUGUUGUGCCAGACAGAGUGAUUCCUCAGUUAAAAUCAUUACUGGCCUCUCCAGGUACUAAAGGUGGCGCAGCGGAUCGAGACACUGGUAAAGAGGCAGGCCUUAUGGUCGUUUUGGAAAAUAUAAAGCUGCUAGCAGAUAACUGCUCCGGAAAAGAUUUCAAAGAGGAUGUUUGGCCUCUAAUCCAUCUAGGUCUGGAAUCCCCUACCCAUACCCUGGUUGAUGCAUCUUUGAGAUGUCUCCCGGCUAUGCUUCCCGUCCUUGAUUUCUCAACUGUUAAGGAUGAAGUGUUUCCUCCUAUCGCCCUGGUUUUUAGUAAAACGAGUAGCCUGACAAUCAAAAUACGUGGCUUGGAGGCUUUCGUGAUCUUGUGUGGCGGCGCUACGGACUCCAUGGCUUCCACAGACGACUUCUCGGGCAAUGUGAGCGAAUCUCGCUCGCCCAGUUCUGGUUCAAGAUCCAUACUUGACAAAUUCACCAUCCAGGAAAAGGUAGUUCCACUCUUGAAAGCCAUCAAGACCAAAGAACCCGCGGUAAUGAUGGCGGCUCUGAAGGUGUUCAGGGAAAUUGGCCAGAUUGUGGAUACAGACUUUUUAGCUCUGGAAGUCCUUCCGAUUAUGUGGAUGUUCAGCUUAGGACCAUUACUUAACGUCCAGCAAUUCAGCGGUUACAUGGGCCUGAUCAAAUCACUCUCAUCUCGUAUCGAAAGAGAGCAGACCAAGAAGCUCCAAGAGCUGUCGUCGAAUAAUGCCGAUAAUUCUCGGGACAACACCUCGAGUCCUUUUGGAAUGCCAGCCAGCCUUGAUACCAACGGGUUGGGAAGCCCAGGCGCGGAUUUUGAGCGCCUUGUUCUAGGAAAGAACCGCAGCGUAAAGGCCGAGGAUUCUCUGGAUAACUGGGGCCUAAGCCCUUCGCCCUCCGCACAGUCUACGACUAAAGCCUUCGCAGCUACCUAUGAGUUCUAUUCCCUUAGCGCCAUCAACAAUGGCCCCUCUACAGCAGACAGCUCAGCAAGCGAAUUCAAUGUUCACGAUACCUCCUCCUCCCGCAUCCAUUUCCAUGGGCCCCAAACCCGCCUCGCUAUCGAUACCUCCUCCCCCCAGGCUUGGGGCAUUGAAUAA
Uncinocarpus reesii 1704 is the source of this 2064-nucleotide messenger RNA. RefSeq lists its product as uncharacterized. Gene Ontology annotation, molecular function: ATP binding; protein kinase activity. Gene Ontology annotation, biological process: protein phosphorylation. Lineage: Eukaryota; Fungi; Ascomycota; Eurotiomycetes; Onygenales; Onygenaceae. The transcript has 3 exons. The record is from RefSeq and is a predicted model, not a curated record. The coding region runs from base 1 to 2064 and encodes 687 amino acids.